This is a messenger RNA of Spinacia oleracea (spinach), 1242 nucleotides long. Its product is annotated as U-box domain-containing protein 26-like. Bases 1 to 1242 code for a protein of 413 amino acids. The transcript has a single exon. Gene Ontology annotation, biological process: protein ubiquitination. Gene Ontology annotation, molecular function: ubiquitin protein ligase activity. Lineage: Eukaryota; Viridiplantae; Streptophyta; Magnoliopsida; Caryophyllales; Amaranthaceae. The record is from RefSeq and is a predicted model, not a curated record.
AUGAGAGAGAUUGGAAUGUCAAUCCCAGAAUUGUUCAGAUGUCCAAUAAGCCUAGAAAUGUUCAGUGAUCCUGUGACACUUAGCACAGGACAAACUUAUGACAGGCCAUGUAUUCAGAAAUGGCUUGGUGCUGGAAAUCUCACAUGUCCUGUUACAAUGCAGAAGCUUCAAGAUUCAUCAAUGGUGCCUAAUCACACCCUUAAACAUCUAAUUGAUCAAUGGGUUUUCAAGGGUAAUCUUCAUUAUCAUCAACUUAAUCAUGAUUUUUCCAAAGUGGGUUCUUCAAAAAAUGUUUCCUUUUCUUCAUUGAAGGAUACCCUUCAAUCUAAGGGUUCAUCUUUGGAGCAGAGAUUACAAGUUUUAGAGCAAGUAAGAUUGUUUUCAGAAGAUUUGCCUAGGAAAAAUGAGGGUUUAAUCCAAAUGGGUUUCUUCUCAUUGAUGUUGGGGAUGAUUUUUGGUGCAAAAAUUACCCAAGAACUUAUGAAUUUGGUGGAGAAAUCACUUAUUUGUGCCCUAAAAUUGAUGCCCUUUUCAAAUUUGGGGGAUUUGAAUAUGCUCAUGGAAGAAGAAUCCAAGUUUGAAAAUUUCAAAGUUUUACUCCAACAAGGAAGUUGUAUGGUCAAAAUUGCUUUGUGCAGCAUAAUAGAGAAAGUUUUCCUACAACAAUCUCUAGCAAUUAUAAAAGAGUUAGCUACCAAGAUUGGCAAUGAUAGCAAAAUACUCAAAGGUAUGGUUGUAUACAUUGAUGAUCAUCAACAUAAUCCCGACCUCGCCGAGGCCGGGAUUAAGGCCAUAUUAACCUUAUCAUCAUCACAAGAACCGGCAUACCGAGAAAACUUGGUAAAAGAAGGGGUGGUUCAUUCAUUAGUGACAUACAUUUUGGAGGUGGAGGACAAGGAGUUGGCACCAAAGGCAACAAAAGCGCUUGAAUUAGUGCUUGUUUUGGAAAGUGGUAAAGAAGCAUUUUUGGUAAAUGAGGUGCUAAAUUGUGGUGUUAAGGCACUAAUUAAGAUGGUAUUUAGAGUAUCAGGAGAUGAUCAAGGGAGUGAAAGUGCAGUUAAUUGUCUAAUGAUAUUGUGUUGUGAAUCAAUGGAGGUUAGAGAUAAGUCCAUUUCUGGUGGGGUUUUGACACAAUUGCUGUUUUUGCUGCAAAGUCAGUGUUGUGUUCGGGCCAAGAACCGGGCCAGGAUGCUGUUAAAGCUGCUUAGAUCCAUGUGUGCUAAGGACCCAAUACAUGUGUAG